Messenger RNA from Varroa destructor (honeybee mite), 4268 nucleotides. Its product is annotated as Y+L amino acid transporter 2-like. Gene Ontology annotation, biological process: amino acid transmembrane transport. The record is from RefSeq and is a predicted model, not a curated record. NCBI's taxonomy places the organism in Eukaryota, Metazoa, Arthropoda, Arachnida, Mesostigmata, Varroidae. Gene Ontology annotation, molecular function: L-amino acid transmembrane transporter activity. Gene Ontology annotation, cellular component: membrane.
AUCCCAAUUUGGCGCCAGUCGUCGUUACCGGCCCAGCAGUAGCGAACAGCGGCACCAGCGAGCGUAAGCAUACGUAGUUCACAGGCAGACAAGGCGGGUUUUUUCUGACGCAACUUUGAGCCGCCAGCAGCAAGGUGAUCGGGCUCAACCAAACUGCCCUCUUAUAUCGAGCACAUUACCGGCACACCCUACCAGAUGUAUCAGCAGAGUAUCGCGACCAGAGCACGCCACUGCGCGGUGGCUAUUCUUAUUAGAACAGCAGCAGCGACAGCAUCCAUAUCCGUCUAAACUCAUGAAGUGCUACGCUCCGUGACUCAGACACAUUACAAAUCGAUAAUCAGAUAGGUGGACUUAUAGGUAUUCGAAUAGUUGAUAACUAGACGUGUCGUUUGGUUUAUUAUCAUCGCUUACUGGUCGCUCACCCUAUUUGCUAACGAAUAGUGAUACACAAUUGCACAUCAGCAUAGCCGCGACCCGCCAAUCUCACAGGAAGCCGGCGAUAACCGGUGGCCGGAAAAUAUACAGUGGGCGACGAAAGGAAAAGAAAACUGGUGACCAGCGAUCGACAGCAAACGUCUAGGUGGCGGGAUCGCGUUCGACGAGUGACUUUUGUUGCAGCUGCCGGUGGAUAAUAUUGUCAUCGUCGCCGUUUAUUUGUCGUGUUUUGUGUGGUGUACAAUAGCUGGCUGUGCUCUGAUGCAGCUGCGCAACAACAAAUAGGUCUGAGAUAGGCAAAUGUGUUUUCUUGGCCGACCCAAUACAUCAGAAGGCUACAGCAGACUCUGGCCUCUAAGGCCGGCAAAGUUUCGUUCCGCUCGCUAGUAAGUUACCCGUGUAUUAUAGCGGUAGCUGCAGUCGUAACUUCAUUUUGACGCCAAAUUUCUACAAUACAAAUAGCUUACAAUCACAGUGUGGCCGUGGACACGUUAUGGAGAGGAAGGCAACAACGCCAGACGGCUAAAGCGCAUGGAAAACUCGUUCGGUGAACACGUUCUCUGUGCAGUGGUGGCGCACACGGGCGGCGUGGACGAGCAACAGAUUGGCUUCAUUCGCUGGUUGUACACCGGCAUCAACAAUAACAACGGCGAUAAUAAUAACAGCACAUCUGUUUGUGCCGAUACGCACACACAGAACAGCAACAACAGUAGUCAACAUCACCAGAAAAUACGGUAAACGCUUUCUUUAAAAUAGUGAUUAGAGAUGGAAGCCUUUUAUUGGCCAUUGAUUCUGCUUCUGUAUAUCGAUUUUUGAUGUCAAGUCUCUAGAAAGGCCAGCAUAUUCUCCGUGGGCCUCUCACACUCUGCGCUUCCUAGCUGGAAACCUUUUGCUAGUUGUGACUGCGUGAACUUUUUGCCUUUGUUGUGGAUCGGAACGACUCAGGCCACCUUAAAAGGGAAGGCUGUCAAUAACCCGAUAGACCAUUCAAUGUACCCAAUGGCCUUAGAAAAAGAAGUGAACGAAGCGUUGAUGUCACCGGGAACGCGAGCAGGGACUCGGAGCCCGUCUUCAUCGGUGACAACCCCAACGGAUUCGACACGUGGGGCCAUCAUUAAAGGAUCCUCGGAUGCCAGCUCGGAACAGUCUGCGGGCGCCAUCGAGCUAAAGAAACAAUUAGGAUUGCUCAACGGUGUCAGUGUUAUCAUAGGUGUGAUCGUGGGGUCGGGAAUCUUUGUGUCACCAACUGGCGUAUUGCGUUAUGCCGGUUCAACAGGACUCGCACUGGUCGUGUGGACAUCGUGUGGUCUGAUUUCAAUGAUCGGAGCGAUGUGUUAUGCCGAACUUGGCACAGCAAUUCCAAGAUCAGGUGGCGAUUAUGCUUAUAUCUUCGAAUCAUUUGGUCCCUUACCGGCGUUCCUGUUCCUUUGGGUUUGCUUGCUUAUCAUUCAACCAACGUCAAAUGCGAUCGCGGGUAUUACAUUCACUAACUAUAUACUUGAACCCUUUUUCCCCGAAUGUAACCCGCCUGCACAUGCCGUACGACUGAUUGCCGCCUUGAUUAUCUGUCUACUGACGUUUAUCAAUUGUUACAAUGUAAAAUGGGCAACCUUUCUGCAGGAUUCGCUCAUGUUCACAAAGGUGAUUGCCCUGUUGCUUGUCAUUGCAGCCGGCAUGAUACAGUUAAUGAGCGGCUACACAGUCAAUCUGGAAAAUCUCUGGGAGAACACGACUACUGAUCCAGGUCUCAUCUGUUUAUCGUUCUAUAGUGGCCUAUUCUCUUACGCCGGCUGGAAUUAUUUGAAUUUCGUCACAGAAGAGCUCAAAAACCCUUUUCGCAAUCUGCCAUAUGCCAUCUACAUAUCACUCCCAACGGUAACUGUUAUUUAUCUUUUAGCUAACGUAAGCUACUUUGUCGUCCUGACCGCUGAUGAGGUUCAGUCUGCAAAUGCUGUGGCAGUUUCGUUUGCCAGUCGUGUGUUCGGCCAGUUCCACUGGGUGAUGCCGAUCUUUGUGGCGUUAUCAACGUUCGGAGGACUCAAUGGCGGUAUCUUCGCGUCUUCUCGUCUAUUUUUCGUUGGUGCCCGCCAAGGUCACUUGCCGAACAUGCUGUCGAUGAUCAAUGUCGAUUAUUACACCCCGGCACCUUCACUAGUUUUUUUAUGCCUUUUAUCGCUUCUCUAUCUAUCGAACACCGACGUGUUUACACUCAUCAACUACACGGCAUUCAGCGAGUCGUUGUUUGUAAUGCUUUCCGUCGGCGGCCUUCUAUGGCUCCGAAUUAAACAGCCCAACCUUGAGAGGCCAAUCAGGAUACCGAUUGUCCUGCCGAUCUUCUUCUUUGUCGUCUCGUUCUUUUUGGUCGUGUUGCCAUUUUUCUCUCAGCCGCAUGAAACGCUCAUCGGAUUGGGAAUCACCUUGUCUGGCAUUCCCGUCUACUUUUUGACAAUCUAUUGGAAAGACAAACCCGAUAGUUACAAGCGAAUCAUCGAAAGCCUUACAAUAGUAGUUCAGAAGAUUCUCAACAGUGUGCCACAGGACCCCAAGGAGGAUUAGGUUUGCAAUGACGACUAUUUCAGUACGUAAUUUUCUAUUUCACCAUAGAAUAAUAAAGUACCACCCGUAUAAAAUCACUGUUUUAUCAGGAUGGACAUGAACAAGCUGUAAGAAGAUAAGAGAGAAGAUGCGAAUGUUCUAGACUAUCGACUUGCAUAUCACAGCCGUCUCACCGAAAAACCAGCUAUUUCAAAAUGAUACACCCCUUACUUAUUACACUUAUAAUUAAGUCCUAGUUCUAGUAUCACUCUGUCAUUUCUAUUACAUACAUCACAAGUUCAUCUGGAUUCGAUGCUCGAGCCAAGGCGAUCCUGACGAGCAAAGGCAAAGCGUUGUCGAUACCGACAGACGAUUUAAUUGUGUUCUACAGGGUUAGGUAUUAAGUUAUCCAAUUCGAAUGUCGAUAUAUAUAUAUAUAUCACUAUAAGCGAAACGUUCCUGUCGCUGCGUCUACUGGAAUGAAAGGCUACGGUCUGCCUUGGCAGGUCCUGUUCAGGGAGACAUCAGAGUAUUUACAAUCAGGCUAUUUUUACCAAUCCGCAACGAUAUUAGGCUUAUGUGGCCCAAAGGGAAGGUGCUGCGGGGUCUAGGAAGGCAAUCAAUGAUGGUAGGAAGCUAGCUGUUCGGGCAAAAUUUGAACACUCGUUGUAUAUAAUAUAUGCAUAAAUAGACCUAUUGGGAACGAUGACCAAAGGCAAAGGGCUGGCGCGAUAUUCUCGUAAUUUUAUGUUUAGCCCCAACGUUUAGUUAAGAAUAAUUUAAUGAUAGAAAGGGAAUAACAAGUGCAUAGAAGCUCAGUAAAAAAAAAAGUGAGCGUUAACUUAACGAGAGGGUGAUGACAAAGCGGUCGCAAUAGACAGCAAAUAUAAGUGGAAAAAAAGUCGAAGGAAAGUGUUAUAAGAAGAAAUGCAAUGAACUAGAUAUAUUUUUAUAUGACGAAUAAAGGUAUGUAGUGAGUAUGAUGUCAAUCAUGAUGGAAAUAACCAUGAGCUAUCGUAAUGAAUAGGCAAAAUAGUAAAUAUUAUAUUUUUUCAUUUUUUAUAUUUCAUUCUAAAUAAAAUGCAGAAAAACAUGAUAGCAACAAAGGUACACAAUACAUAAAAUUAUCUGUUUGCCAGCCUAACAGCGGAUAAAACUCUAAAUCCGUAUUAAUGAAUGUUAACAGGGAAGUAUUGAAGAACGGCGCCAAAAACAAAAUAUUCACCACUGCUAGUAAUAAAUAUUUUAAACGAAAUAUAUAUAUAUAUAUAUAUAUAUAUAUAUAUAUUUGCAUGUAU